This is a messenger RNA of Mastomys coucha (southern multimammate mouse), 5418 nucleotides long. RefSeq names its product catenin delta 1 (gene Ctnnd1). The coding region runs from base 553 to 3369 and encodes 938 amino acids. Gene Ontology annotation, cellular component: plasma membrane; adherens junction; nucleus. The transcript has 20 exons. Gene Ontology annotation, biological process: cell-cell junction assembly; cell-cell adhesion. Lineage: Eukaryota; Metazoa; Chordata; Mammalia; Rodentia; Muridae. The record is from RefSeq and is a predicted model, not a curated record. Gene Ontology annotation, molecular function: cadherin binding.
UCACUUAGGAAAGCUAGGGUAGGGCUGCCAGAUCAGUUUGUCACCACCCAGGCUCCCUUGCCUUUGGCUGGGUGCAACUUCCAUUUUAGGUGUUGGAUCUGAGGGGAAAAGGAGAGAGAGGGAGAGAGGGAAAGGGAGAGGAAGAAAGAGAGCGAGCAAGAGGGAGGGAGGGAGAGAGCUCGAGAGAGACAGACACGGAGGGAGAGGAGAAAGGCAGGAAAGAUCGUGGAACGAGGAAGAGGAAGAGGCGGCGAACCUCGCUGGAUUUGUCUUUCUCAGCACAUUGGUGAAGCUUUGGGUUUGUUUCUUAAAGGACUGCUUUAGAAGUCCACAUUUGAGCUCUCUCCUUCCUGCUUGCUGCUUGCUGAGGUGGCUGGGCAGCUUCCAUGGUUUAUCUGAAUCUAGACUGGGCUAUUCUCUGUGCUAAACCAAUCAGUUACGGGCCUUCUCUUAACAGUGUGAAGUGAGGGGGAUAUACUCCCUCCUUUCUACUCCCUCUGUGGUCUACCUUACUUUUUAUCCUGCCCUGCGGCGGCUCCUCCCCUUACCUUCAUGGACGACUCAGAGGUGGAGUCGACCGCCAGCAUCUUGGCCUCUGUGAAAGAACAAGAGGCCCAGUUUGAGAAGCUGACCCGGGCGCUGGAGGAGGAGCGGCGCCAUGUCUCGGCGCAACUGGAACGCGUCCGGGUCUCACCACAAGAUGCCAACUCACUCAUGGCCAACGGCACCCUCACCCGUCGGCAUCAGAACGGCCGGUUUGUGUGCGAUGCUGACCUUGAGAGACAGAAAUUUUCAGAUUUGAAACUCAACGGACCCCAGGAUCACAACCACCUUCUGUACAGCACUAUCCCCAGGAUGCAGGAGCCAGGACAGAUUGUGGAAACCUACACGGAGGAGGACCCUGAAGGAGCCAUGUCUGUUGUUUCUGUGGAGACCUCAGAUGAUGGGACCACCAGGCGCACUGAGACCACAGUCAAGAAAGUUGUGAAGACAAUGACAACUCGGACAGUACAGCCUGUCGCCAUGGGGCCGGAUGGGCUGCCUGUGGAUGCCUCAGCAGUCUCCAACAACUAUAUCCAGACCUUGGGCCGUGAUUUCCGCAAGAAUGGCAAUGGGGGCCCCGGUCCCUAUGUGGGGCAGGCAGGCACUGCAACUCUUCCUAGGAACUUCCACUAUCCUCCAGAUGGGUAUGGCCGACACUAUGAAGAUGGUUAUCCAGGUGGCAGUGACAACUAUGGCAGUCUGUCCCGGGUGACCCGAAUCGAGGAGCGGUAUAGGCCCAGCAUGGAAGGCUACCGUGCACCCAGUAGACAAGAUGUCUAUGGGCCCCAGCCCCAAGUUCGAGUAGGUGGGAGCAGUGUGGAUCUGCAUCGUUUUCAUCCAGAGCCUUACGGGCUGGAGGAUGACCAGCGCAGCAUGGGUUAUGAUGACCUAGAUUACGGCAUGAUGUCUGAUUAUGGUACUGCCCGUCGCACAGGAACACCUGCGGACCCUCGACGCCGCCUCAGGAGCUAUGAAGACAUGAUUGGUGAAGAGGUGCCACCUGAUCAAUACUAUUGGGCUCCUUUAGCCCAGCAUGAGCGGGGAAGUUUAGCAAGCUUGGAUAGUUUGCGCAAGGGAAUGCCCCAACCUCCAAAUUGGAGACAGCCUGAGCUGCCAGAGGUGAUCGCCAUGCUUGGCUUCCGCUUGGAUGCUGUUAAGUCCAAUGCAGCUGCAUACCUGCAGCACUUAUGCUACCGCAAUGACAAGGUGAAGACUGAUGUGAGGAAGCUCAAGGGUAUUCCGAUAUUGGUAGGAUUAUUAGACCAUCCCAAAAAGGAAGUGCACCUUGGUGCCUGUGGAGCUCUCAAGAAUAUCUCUUUUGGGCGUGACCAAGAUAACAAGAUUGCCAUAAAAAACUGUGAUGGUGUUCCUGCUCUGGUGCGACUGCUCCGAAAGGCUCGCGAUAUGGACCUGACCGAAGUGAUUACUGGAACCCUGUGGAAUCUCUCAUCCCACGAUUCAAUCAAAAUGGAGAUUGUGGACCAUGCGCUACAUGCCUUGACAGAUGAAGUUAUCAUUCCACAUUCUGGUUGGGAGAGAGAACCUAAUGAAGACUGUAAGCCACGGCAUAUUGAGUGGGAGUCAGUGCUCACCAACACAGCUGGCUGCCUUAGAAAUGUAAGCUCAGAGAGGAGUGAAGCCCGGCGGAAACUUCGGGAAUGUGAUGGCUUAGUUGAUGCUCUCAUUUUCAUCGUUCAGGCAGAAAUUGGGCAGAAGGAUUCUGAUAGUAAGCUUGUGGAGAAUUGUGUUUGCCUCCUUCGGAACUUAUCAUACCAAGUUCAUCGUGAAAUCCCACAGGCAGAGCGUUACCAGGAGGCACUUCCUACUGUGGCUAACAGUACUGGGCCACAUGCUGCCAGUUGCUUUGGGGCCAAGAAGGGCAAAGAUGAGUGGUUCUCCAGAGGGAAAAAGCCUACAGAGGAUCCAGCAAAUGAUACAGUGGAUUUCCCUAAAAGAACUAGUCCUGCUCGAGGCUAUGAACUCUUAUUUCAGCCAGAAGUGGUGCGAAUAUACAUUUCACUCCUUAAGGAGAGCAAGACACCUGCCAUCUUAGAAGCCUCGGCUGGAGCUAUCCAGAACUUGUGUGCUGGGCGCUGGACAUAUGGCAGAUACAUCCGUUCUGCUCUUCGUCAAGAGAAGGCUCUCUCUGCCAUAGCUGAUCUCCUGACCAGUGAACAUGAGCGAGUAGUGAAAGCUGCUUCUGGGGCACUGAGAAAUCUGGCUGUGGAUGCUCGGAACAAAGAGUUAAUUGGCAAACAUGCUAUUCCUAACUUGGUAAAGAAUCUGCCAGGAGGUCAACAGAACUCCUCCUGGAAUUUCUCUGAAGACACUGUGGUCUCUAUAUUGAACACCAUCAACGAAGUUAUUGCUGAGAACUUGGAAGCUGCCAAAAAGCUUCGAGAGACCCAGGGUAUUGAGAAGCUGGUGUUGAUCAACAAAUCAGGGAAUCGUUCAGAAAAAGAAGUCCGGGCAGCAGCUCUUGUCUUGCAGACGAUCUGGGGCUAUAAGGAGCUUCGGAAGCCACUGGAAAAAGAAGGAUGGAAGAAAUCAGACUUCCAGGUGAAUCUAAACAAUGCAUCUAGAAGCCAGAGCAGCCAUUCAUAUGAUGAUAGCACUCUCCCCCUCAUUGACCGGAACCAAAAAUCAGAUAAGAAACCUGACCGGGAAGAAAUUCCAAUGAGCAGUAUGGGGUCAAACACAAAAUCAUUAGAUAACAACUAUUCCACACUGAAUGAGAGAGGAGACCACAACAGAACACUGGACCGAUCUGGGGAUCUGGGUGAUAUGGAGCCAUUGAAGGGAGCACCCUUGAUGCAGAAGAUUUAGCACCACUCUACCUGCUCCAUAUGGGCUUAUAAUAUAUUACUUUUAUUUUUUGGUGGUGAAAUGGACUGAUGAUUUUUUUCCUUUCUUCGCUGGACUAUUGUGCCAACUACCAGGCUGACUCCUACCCUUGUAGCCCAACGUGGCUGCCUUCAUCCGUGAAUUACCAACAUCUUCCACUGAAGUUUAAUUGUCUAUCAUCCCAGACCCUACUUCCGGUUUCCCCCCCAAGAAUCCUGACUCAGUUACUUGCAUAUCUUGAGAAACUGCUGCAGAUUAGCCCUUUUUGCCAGCCUUCCCUGGAACUCUUGGCCUUGCAUAGAGGGAGGGAAAGUGGAAUUCUCUACUGGAAGUAAUGGGAAGAACUGAAAAUUACACGCUGUCUGUUCAGCAUUCUGACAAACUGAUGACUUUUAAUCAAGACUAUUUUUUCUGGUGUGGGGGGAACUUUUUAUUUUGUUUUGGAUGGGGAAGUCUGAGUUCUUCCCUUAUCCAGUGGCUAUUUUUGAAGCCAAGAAGGCUGGAAACAUUGGCACAUUCCACCUGGCAAAGGCCCUCAAGUAAGUGAAGUACUCCCCAACCUCGGAGUGAGAACUCUUGUUCCUCCUGUCCGAGGCAGGGACCACAAAGGACCUACAGACUCCAUCUCUUCUGUCAGCUUCAGGACAACCUUGGGGUGCUGUCCUUAACCCUCCUCUCCUACCCUGUGGUAAACCUGCUAACUUGACCUGGCCGUUUGCAAGAUGCUUUGUAAAAAGGAGAAUGCCGUGGAACCCUUGCUUGAGAAGAAACAGAAAGAUUGUCUGUUGAAGAUGAACCUCUAGGAGGAACUAGAAGGAAUGUACAUGAAGUGGUUAGUCUGAAACUGGCAGGAAGCUUCAAAGCUGGCUUUCCCCAGCCUCCUCCACCCCAUCUCUCUUCCUCCUUUAUAAGCUUGUCCUCCCUCUCCUCCCCUUCCCUGGAUUUGUUGGCCAACUUACAAGAUUUGUACAUAACUCCUCCCCCUUUGCCCUUCUAAGGUAGGAGUUGCCCUGGCUUUGCCUCUUCUUUGUGCCUUUGGCCUGGGGUGCAUCUCCUCCCUCUCUUCCAGGUGCCUUUCUUUGCCUCUGCAGUCUCAUUUCUCAUGAUUUUGCAAGUUAGAUUUUGUUAUUUUCUUACCCUCUGGUGGCCCCCAGUAGCUGAAGGAAAGAAGAGGAGUGGUAACCUAGGGAACUUCAAGUCCCCACUGGGCGUUGUUGUGGCCUCUGAUGUAGGCACAAAAGGCUUCUGCUCUACAAUGUACAGUUGGGAUUGAUGCAAAUCCAUCCUGAUGAGUCUCAAAGUGAGGCUGUUCCCAUCCUUUCUGAAAGGCUACAGGGAAUCAGGCCUAGCCUCCACUGCACCCUUUAUUCUUGUAGUGAAUGUUACAGCUUGGCUAGAGGAGCAGCUACUCUGUGGGUUCAAUUUUUUUAAAAAACUUUUUUCCUUAUUUGCUUUCUUUCCUUAAUCUAAAAGCUCUAUUCAAUGCAACUGGAAUUCUUUAUCCCUCUUCUCCUGUUCCUUAAUAUAUUUGAGGCUAUGGGGUAGGAGAAAAGUGCACAGCCCACCACCCCCUUUCUUACGUAUUACAGUCCCCCCCAAUGCUUCCUCCCCAUUUCUUCUAGUCCAUUUACCUUUUCUGGCAGAAAGGAGCUUUGUGCUCUGUGACCCUCAGAGCACAUUGCACAGGGGAGCCUCCCCGCCCACAUCUGUCUGCUCUGGUUUUGGGUUCUCUUGUCCUCCUCUGCUCUUCCUGGUGCUCUCUCUUCUCGGUGGGGUGUGGGUAAUAGAAUAGCCAUGGGCUCUGGGGACCUUUAACUGUUUGUUUGUUUGUUUGUUUGUUUGUUUUGUUUUUCCUCUUUCAUUUAUAAAAACACUAAACAUUCAAUUUCAGCAAACCAAAAAUCCUACCCUCCCACCGAAUACUACUAAGGGGCAUAUCUUCUGCUCUGUAUCUUUUCUCUCUUUCUUUCUCUUGUUAAUGCUUUUAAAAACAAAUGAGUUUUUUAUAUAAAUAAAAGUUUUUAAAGUGUG